AGGAGCAAAUCUUCCUGACUGGAGUUCAGUGCUGGAAAAGACAAAAAAAUAAAGACUCUGGAUGCUUUACUGCGCCUGACACCUCGCACAGCGCCCGCUGAGGAGGCGCUCGGAGUUCUGAAGAGAUUUGCUGUCUGUGGAACCUAGUCACGCUCAGCUGUGCGCCACUCGCCGUAGCAAUGCUCCGGAGAUUGACGCGUCCACAACUGCUUUUUGCUGCCGCCCUUGGAGUUGCUGGAGGAAUGUAUAUUUAUCAACCAAUAUUUGAACAGUAUUCCAGAGAUCAGAAGGAAUUAAAAGAAAAGGUGAAAAUUUUGCAAGAAUCAGAAGAAAAGAGGAGCUAAUUCUGCAUAAACUGAAAUUGUUUUCAUUGCUUAAAGUCCUGUUGACAUCACACAUGGACUAUUAAUCUAGCAAGAAUUUAGUGUGUUUUAAAUAAAUCAUGGGUAAUGGAUCUAAGUUAUUUAUGGAUGUAAUUCUUCAUUGGUUUGUUUUGGGGCAAGAACUCACUAUGUAGCACAGGCUGGCCCCAAGCUCUAAGCUGUCCAACCAUAACUUUCUUUCUAGCAUUUGUUUUUUUAGACAGGAUCUGUCUCUGUGGCCAAUGCUGGCUUCAAACAUGCAAUCCUGCCACUGGUGGGAUUAGAGAGUAUCACCAUAUCUAGCUCAGAAUGAGAUGCUUCAUUUUUAAAAAUACUUUUUAGUUAUAUGUAAUUGUGUGUGCACUUCUUGUGGUUUAUGUACAUGUGAGUGCAAGUGCUUGUGAGGCCAAAGUUGUCUUCUAGAGCCGGAGUCACAGAUGGUUGUGAGCUGCCAUGCGGGUCCUAGGAACUAAAUCCUAGGUCCUCUUCGAGAGCAACGAGCUCUUAAGUGUGGAGCCAUUUCUGCAGCCCCGACGUGUUCACGUUAAUAUUCACUCAUGCAUUCGCUAUCUCGUGUCUUCUUUUCAGAGUAGGGCAAAAAUUUCCUACUGCAUAAAUUAAUUUAGCAUGUUUAACAAUUAGUGUGUACUUUUAAGAUUCCCCUUUUUGAGCUGGAGAGAUGGCUCAGCAGUUAAGAGCACUGUCUGCUCUUUCAGAGGUCCUGAGUUCAAUUCCCAGCACCCAAUUGAUGGCUUAUAACCAUCUGUAACUGUAGUCCCAUGGUGAUCUCCCCUGGUAUGCAGGUUCAUGCAGACAAAACAUUCAUAUACAUAAAAUAAUUUUUAAUUCCCUCUACCAUGUACAAUAAAACCACACAAAUGUGA
This is a messenger RNA of Rattus norvegicus (Norway rat), 1246 nucleotides long. It is a transcript of the gene Pigbos1, whose product is annotated as PIGB opposite strand 1. NCBI's taxonomy places the organism in Eukaryota, Metazoa, Chordata, Mammalia, Rodentia, Muridae. Gene Ontology annotation, cellular component: mitochondrial outer membrane. The record is from RefSeq and is marked validated. Gene Ontology annotation, biological process: regulation of endoplasmic reticulum unfolded protein response. Bases 180 to 344 code for a protein of 54 amino acids. The transcript is spliced from 2 exons.